UAGGCUACAGUACUUCAGUAAAUGUUCUUCUGUUCACCCCAAUUUUUUUGUUUGUUCAUUUUGCCUAAGUAAUUAGUUGAUGUUUUUGCAGAUUCUUGGCCACUGGAGACUCCUACCGCACCAUAGCUUUCAGCUAUCGUGUGGGAGUGAGCACCGUAGCAGGGAUUGUUGGAGAGGUCGCCAGGGCAAUAUGGGAUGCCUUGGUGCAGGAGGUCAUGCCAGUCCCCACCACUGAGGACUGGCGAAGCAUCGCCACUGACUUCCUCCAUCGGUGGAACUUCCCCAACUGUCUUGGGUCCAUCGAUGGAAAACAUGUUGUGAUCAAGGCCCCUGACAACUCAGGGUCCCUGUUCUUCAACUACAAGGGGACUUACUCAGUUGUGCUCCUGGCAGUGGUAGAUGCCCAGUACUGCUUCCGGGUAGUCGAUGUGGGCAGCUACGGGAGGACAAGUGAUGGCGGUGCGCUGGCUAACUCCACUUUCGGCCAGGCACUACGAGAUGGGACCCUUGGCCUGCCACAGGAUGCUCUGCUGCCAAGUGCAGAGCAUUUGGGACCCCAGCCACACGUGUUUGUGGCUGAUGAAGCCUUUCCACUCCGCCGAGACCUCAUGCGGCCUUUCCCAGGACACAAUCUCUCCAGCAGGCAAAGAAUAUUCAAUUACAGGCUGUCACGGGCAAGGCUGAUUGUUGAGAACACCUUUGGUAUUCUCACAGCUCAGUGGCGUAUGUACAGAGGAGUCAUUGAGAUCAGCCCUGCCAACGUGGAUGCCUGUGUGAAGGCUACCUGUGUCCUGCACAACUUCCUGAGAAGGUCCACAAACAGCACCAGUACGUCCAUACCAUCAGCUGGAGACGGAGAAGCUGCUGGUCUACAGGAGGUCACCCGAGUGGGCAGCAACAACCCCACACGGGAGGCUAUCCGUGUCCGGGAGAAAUUGAUGACCUAUUUCUCCACAGAGGGAGCUGUCCCCUGGCAACCUGUGGCAUAAGCCUUUGCUUUUAACGGCUCUUUUAAGAGCCACAAAUUAGUCAAAAAAAAAGCAUGAUUUCCAUAAAUAUAAUAUGACAACACCCGCUCUCCCCUGGUGAAAAAAAUUACACUUCCAUAAUGUACUUAAAGUGCUCUACUUUCAUGCACUAAUUUUGUACUUAAUAUACUACAAAUUCGUCUUUAGUAGUUCUUAAGGACAUCCAAGUGUACUUAACUAUGCUAUUUGUGAGACACCAUGAAUAUGAACUAAAAUGUGCUGAAAAUGUAUUUAGAAAAUGUGUUUAGGUACCACUUG
This is a messenger RNA of Carassius auratus (goldfish), 1286 nucleotides long. RefSeq lists its product as uncharacterized. Lineage: Eukaryota; Metazoa; Chordata; Actinopteri; Cypriniformes; Cyprinidae. The transcript has 2 exons. The record is from RefSeq and is a predicted model, not a curated record. Bases 216 to 989 code for a protein of 257 amino acids.